Cololabis saira (Pacific saury) is the source of this 2359-nucleotide messenger RNA. RefSeq names its product nuclear factor 7, brain-like. Lineage: Eukaryota; Metazoa; Chordata; Actinopteri; Beloniformes; Belonidae. The coding region runs from base 141 to 1559 and encodes 472 amino acids. The transcript has a single exon. Gene Ontology annotation, molecular function: zinc ion binding; protein binding. The record is from RefSeq and is a predicted model, not a curated record.
ACUGAACAGAGCUGAGGCGCCAUUUCAUGUUGGAGGUUAUGAACCAAAAACCUGAAAUAAAAGGACAUAAAUCUGUGAUUCAGAGGGACAUUUAACUGGUGAGUCUACCGAUUGAAAGAUACUUCAAAGAUCUGAAGAAAAUGGCUGAGAAGACUCUUUUUAAAGAUUACCUGAGCUGCCACGUUUGUUCAGAGAUUUUCAAGGAUCCGGUGUCUCUGAGCUGCAACCACAACUUCUGUUCAAGCUGUCUGAAAGAGUUCUGGGAACAAACUAAAAGCCGAAACUGUCCCAUCUGUAAAAGAAGAUUUUCUAAAGAGGAUUUUGGUGUGAACUUUUCACUGAAGGAACUUGCCGACUCUUUUGCUGGAACACAGACAGGUGUAUCAUAUGAGACUGAAAAAGAAGGAAAGAGGCUGGAGGAGGUUUGUAGUAAACACCCAGAAAAACCUCAACUGUUCUGUAGAGACGAACAGAGAGCUGUGUGUCCUGGAUGUGACAUUUCUCUGCACCAGAACCACAAAGUGGUUCCUGUAGAAGAAGCAGUCAGUGAGCUGAAGGAGCAGCUGAAAUCUGACUUAAAGUCUCUGCAGGACAAGAGGAACAAAUACAAACAAGUGGAGGAAACAUAUGAAGAUGUGGUUCAACACUCCAAGAAGCAGCUGCUGUCCACAGAGAAGCAGAUCAGAGCAGAGUUCAACAAACUCCAUCAGUUCCUGAAAGAGGAAGAGGAGUCCAGACUGGCAGCUCUGAGGGAGGAAGAGGAGCAGAAGGGGAGGAGAAUCAGCAGGGAGAGGAAGAGGAUCCAGGAGCAGAUCUCCUCUCUGUCAGACAGCAUCUCUGCUGUUGAAGAAGACCUGCAGAAAGACAACAUGAUGUUCCUCAGCAGGUAUAAACCCACUCAGGACAGAGCCAGAGACCAGUGCUCAGUGUCAGAUCCACAGCUGCUCUCAGGAGCUCUGAUAGAUGAGGCCAAACACCUGGGCAACCUGGCCUUCAGAGUCUGGGAGAAGAUGAGGGACAAGGUCCACUUCAGUCCUGUUAUUCUGGACCCAAACACUGCAAACCACUGUCUCCAUCUGUCUGCUGAUCUGACCAGUUGGAGUUAUGGAGCUACAAAGCAGCAGCUUCCUGAUAAUCCGGAGAGAAACAUCAACUACACCAGUGUUUUUGGUUCUGAGAGUUUCAUCUCAGGGAAACACAGCUGGGAGGUGGAGGUGGGAGAUCAUCCUAACUGGCUGCUGGGUUUGGUUAAAGACUCAGUUGAGAGGAAGGACGAGAGAUAUCCUUCCCCAAAUAAUGGGAUCUGGUGUUUAUGGCAUGGUGAUGGAAAAUACACCAAUGGGGCUGACAAGAACAUCAGGAUGAAGACGAGUGUCCAGAGGAUCAGAGUCCAGCUGGACUAUGACGGGGGGGAGGUUUCCUUCUACAACUCUGAAGACAUGACACACAUCUACACUCACAGAGACACUUUCACUGAGAAACUCUUCCCUUAUUUCAGUGUUGGAAAGUCUCGUGAUUCAAAAACUUCUGAGAUCAGAAUCCGUCCGACUGAGAUUUAGUUUUAACAUUUUAAAACAUAUUUGUGUCUUUAAUGUUUUGAUGGAAUAACUUUUCCAAGAUCAGGAUUAUUUCAAGUAAAAAGUUUACAUGUACAAACAAACGAAUCUCAAAACUAUGAAAAUACUACAACAUUCAGCGUUGAAUAAGAUAUCAAAAAGUUGUGAGUAAUUUGUAGUUUGUAUUCAUGAUUUAAAUGUGCUGGAAUCACUGGGAUGAGAUUUUAUGUUUUACUUUACUUUACUGUUUAAAUAAAUGUAGUAACCAGUUCAAAAUAUGACAUAAAAAAUCCACCAUGUUCCUAAAUCUGAGAGUUAUUUUUAAUCAACCUGCUGAUUUUAUCACAUAAAAGAGUAAAAGUCAAAUAAAAAAUCAAUACUAAAGAACAUAUUUCUGUGUAAAUUUUGUAAUUGUUCAAAUGUCAGAGUUUAUAAGUCGUUCCUCAAGUUUCAGUCCAAAGAUCAGGGUUUUUAAACAAACUGCAACUAAAAGAUUACUGAUCACUAAAAGAUACUAAAACAUGGAAAACUGUUUGAACGUCUAAAAACACAGAUGGUACUCAUGUGAGCAAAUGUUUUAUAAUUGUUGCUUCAUAUCUUUUUAAACCUUUUUUUAUAUGUAUCAUGUAUGUAUGUUUAUUUUAUCAUUCUUAACUGUGGUUCAUAAAACCUUCAUAUGUGAAACAUUGAUUUUGUUUAAGUUUCUUUCAAUCAAACAUCUGUAUUAACCUGGUAAACAAACAUGAUCAUGAUUUAUUUUAAUUAUUUGAUAUCCUGAUUUUAAUAAACUGCAUGUAAUUUAU